Molecule: messenger RNA, 1651 nt
Organism: Ipomoea triloba (trilobed morning glory)
Lineage: Eukaryota; Viridiplantae; Streptophyta; Magnoliopsida; Solanales; Convolvulaceae
Product: GTP 3',8-cyclase, mitochondrial
Exons: 6
Coding region: 124-1362 (412 amino acids)
Biological process (GO): Mo-molybdopterin cofactor biosynthetic process
Molecular function (GO): metal ion binding; GTP 3',8'-cyclase activity; 4 iron, 4 sulfur cluster binding
Source: RefSeq, a predicted model, not a curated record
ACUUGUUUUGGGAGUCCUAACUCAUAAGUUUUGGCUUAUUUCUGUAUACCGAACUUGCUCUUCAUUCAUCCAUCCAGCUUUUGUCCAACACUUCACCAAGAUUUCUAUUUUCAGCUGUCCAAUAUGCGCCCUCCUAUACCCAGAUUUUUCCAUUGGAAUCUGGGUUGCACCACAAAUUUCAAUCUGAGGAAUUGUGCUACAAGAUUGCUGUUUCAAUCUAUACACACCAAUGCACAGGGCUCCAUUGGUCAUUAUGUAGACAAUUCUUUGCUAAAAACUUACUCGACUUCAUCAUAUGAAAUAUUGCCAGAAGAUGGUACAUCCAAUAUGUUGGUUGAUACCUUUGGAAGGCUGCAUACUUAUUUGAGGAUUUCCUUGACUGAACGCUGCAAUUUAAGGUGCCAGUAUUGCAUGCCGGCUGAUGGGGUUGAACUCACUCCUAACCCGCAACUUUUAACACGGAGUGAAAUUAUUCGCCUAGCGAAUUUGUUUGUCAGCUCCGGAGUGGAUAAAAUUCGUUUGACUGGUGGAGAGCCAACAAUCCGGAAGGAUUUUGAGGAUAUUUGCCUAGAGCUUUCAAAUUUGAAGGGACUAAGGACUCUUGCCGUAACUACAAAUGGGAUUACUUUAGCAAGAAAGCUUGCUCGAAUAAAAGAAUGUGGAGUUAAUUUGGUUAACAUUAGCUUGGACACGUUGGUUCCAGCGAAGUUUGAAUUCAUGACUAGACGCAAAGGACAUGAAAGGGUGAUGGAGUCUAUUCGGACUGCAAUAGAUGUUGGUUAUAAUCCUGUUAAAGUGAAUUGUGUGGUUAUGCGUGGAUUCAAUGAUGAUGAGAUUUGUGAUUUCAUAGAGUUGACACGUGAUAAACCAAUCAAUGUCCGGUUUAUUGAGUUUAUGCCUUUUGAUGGGAAUGUUUGGAAUGCCAAGAAGCUUGUACCGUAUAAGGAGAUGUUGGACAUAGCGGUUAAACGAUUUACAGGGCUUCAAAGAAUUAAGGAUCAUCCAACGGAGACAGCUAAGAAUUUCAGUAUAGAUGGGCAUCAGGGCAGAGUUUCCUUCAUUACAUCAAUGACAGAGCACUUUUGUGCUGGUUGCAACAGGUUGAGGCUUUUGGCAGACGGGAAUUUUAAAGUCUGCCUUUUUGGUCCCUCAGAGAGAAAUCACAGGCAAAGUUUUUUCAUAAAAACUUCUAUGCUUCUUCAUGCCCAGGUUAGCUUGAGGGAUCCCAUUCGUUGUGGUGCUGACGAUGAUGAACUAAGGCAGAUUAUUGGUGCUGCAAUCAAAAGGAAAAAGGCUUCUCAUGCUGGAAUGUUUGACAUAGCAAAAACACCGAACAGACCAAUGAUACAUAUCGGUGGCUGAGGCUAAUUAUCAUUCAUAUGCAUAAGUUCAAAAUGCUCCCUUCUGUUAAUGACAGUCUGUGUUUAGCGUACAAAUUUUCUGCUUUAUUCCGAGGAGAGUGCAAUCAUAUCAUCUUUCUGCUUAUGCAUCCAUAAGCAAUAUAGAUAACAAGAUUUCAUUCCAUUUGCUUUUCACUGCCUUGAGAUUAUGAUGUCUUACUUUGUUGUUCAUUGCUGUUUGACUAAUCUUUUACUCAUAAUCUAGACCUCCAUUCCAUACCUUUCAGUUAUGUAUAUAUAAGUUUGCUAAA